CGCUACCGGAUGUGGCGCUGAGCUCUCUCAUCCUGUCUUUCCUAUCCCAACUCGAGACUUCCAGAAGGCUUCACCAGCCGCAGUCCGUCGGCGUUGGAGAACGAUCAGACUUUGCCGGGAUUACAAGAGAAGAAUGCAGACGAUCAAAUGUGUGGUUGUAGGAGAUGGGGCUGUGGGUAAGACCUGCCUCCUCAUCAGUUACACUACAAAUGCAUUUCCUGAGGAGUAUAUACCCACUGUCUUUGACAACUAUAGUGCCCAGACAUCUGUGGAUGGCCAAAUCGUCAGCCUGAAUCUGUGGGACACUGCUGGCCAAGAAGAAUAUGACCGAUUGCGGACGCUCUCCUACCCCCAGACCAAUAUUUUUGUCAUUUGCUUUUCCAUUGGCAACCCAUCCUCUUAUGCCAAUGUGAGGCAUAAGUGGCACCCAGAAGUCUCCCAUCAUUGCCCCAAUGUACCUGUUCUGCUGGUAGGCACCAAGAGGGACCUGCGAAGUGACCAUGAGACAGUGAAGAAGCUGAAGGAGCAGAGCCUAGUGCCCACAACACCUCAACAAGGCAAUUCCCUGGCUAAGCAGGUAGGGGCUGUGAAGUAUCUGGAAUGUUCAGCCCUGAUGCAGGAUGGGGUACAUGAGGUGUUUUCAGAAGCUGUUCGGGCAGUGCUUUACCCAGCCACAAAGAAGAAUGCCAAGAAAUGUGUCCUCUUGUAGUUUUUGGGUGCUACUUUGGAGAUUGUACCUAAAGAAUAUAAAGGAAGCUUCCUUUGAUAGCAAUUGCUAGUGCCAGCAUGAGCCAUUUGUCUUUUCCCCUAGAAGCCCUAGACUCCUGAUUAUUUGGCUUUUGGAGGGACCUGGAAGACAAGACUAUUUCAUACACAGCUGUUUUGAAGUUUUGUAUGAACCUUUUGAAGGAAGUUUGUGUGUGUCUAUCUGUAACCCCUGUCACAAGUAGUAAAAAGAGAUGCCACUGAAUGCUGUUUUUUUCUCUACUGGCCAGGCCAUGAUGAAGCAGAGCAGUCUUCAUGAUGUCCUUGGGGAGGCAUUUGCUUGUCUGCUUUUAAAUCUAACUUUGGCUUUCUGUGCUGCAUUUACCAUUGAGCAAGUGCCUCAGACAAUGAUUUUCAAAUCACUGCAUUAAACCUUUGGAUAUUCUAAUUUUUUAUGGUGCUGGGGGUUAAACCUAGGAUCUCAUGCAUGCCAGACAAGUGCUCCACCAUUGAGCUGCACCCACAGUUCUGAUAUGCUAAUUUUCCCAUAAUGGUGAUCAAAGGCCAGGGUGCACUGCCACUUAACUACAUCCCCAGUCCUUUUUUGAUUUUUUAUUUUGAGACAGGGUCUCACCAAGUUGCUCAGGUUGGCCUCAAACUUGUGAUCCUCCUGCCUCAGACUCCUAAGUAGCUGGGAUUUUAGGGGCCCUAAAACACUAAGUUUUCGAAAGCUAUUUUAUUUGUGAUUUCUGCAUAUUCCCAAUGUUGACACAUUCCUCUUAUUCUUGAGAUGAGACCACUAAAAUGGUUAUGCAGCAUUUUCCAAAAAUCUGAGAUAGUAAUAGAUAUUCCUUUUCAAAGGGGUUUGUUGUCCAAUAAGCUCAGGAACCAACAAUUUAUAUAAAACCCAACAGGUUUCUUUAUAGUAGAACUUUAUAACUUAUUAUAUAAUGUAAUGCAAUGUUUCUCAAACUUAUUUCACCAUUGAACAUUUUGGGGGGAUCCCAUAUAAAACCUUUAUCUCUGGUAAGUUUCAGAGAAGUCAGGGUAGUGGAAACUAGGAAUUCCCAAGGUGGCUGUAAAAAAUGCAAAAAGCAUAAUGUGGUCCUGUUCUUUUUGAUGUUUCCCUCCCUCCUCAUGCCUUCAAGAAAAAUGUUUAUCAGCCACAGACUUAUUAUUGGUUCCUCUGCUUCGGGAGGUGGGUUUGGCAUUUAGUGAUGACAGUGCAUACACUGCAGGUAGGGUCCCACAAUGAGAUCUGCUAUUAGAUUCUGCUAACACCUUGGACUUGGUAAUGUGGAAGUUAUUCAAUCACUGGAAAAGCUGUAUCUGAGUCUUCUGUGUGGCCCUUUUCCCUUAGUCACUUCCUGUAAAAUAAACCCACUCAAGGUUAACUCCCUAAAUAAAACAAAAACAAUACAAACUGUCCUACCAAUCAUUGUCAGGAGUUCU
Sciurus carolinensis (gray squirrel) is the source of this 2157-nucleotide messenger RNA. RefSeq names its product rho-related GTP-binding protein RhoG-like. Gene Ontology annotation, molecular function: protein kinase binding; GTPase activity; GTP binding. Gene Ontology annotation, cellular component: cytoskeleton; cytoplasmic vesicle; cell cortex. Lineage: Eukaryota; Metazoa; Chordata; Mammalia; Rodentia; Sciuridae. The transcript is spliced from 2 exons. Gene Ontology annotation, biological process: actin filament organization; regulation of actin cytoskeleton organization; regulation of cell shape. Bases 134 to 709 code for a protein of 191 amino acids. The record is from RefSeq and is a predicted model, not a curated record.